CUGGACCUUGGAGUGGGCAGACAGAGCCACCUCACCCCACCCCACCACUUCGCCCUCCUCCACUCCCGCUCCCGACACCCAAGGCCCGCCAGGAAAGCGCCUGCGCGCGGUGAUGGCGGACGCGUCGCCGCUGCUGCGGCCCCAUCCGCCGCCGGGCGGGAAGCCGCCCCCCGCGGCGUCGCGGUUCGCGCGGUGCUCCUCGCACGCGCACGACGAGCUCCGCAGCUUCCGCGCCUGCCUCGCCUGGCUCUUCGUCGACCACUCCCCCUCCCGGGGCCUCGCGGCCGCGGGCUCCUGGGCGGUCUUCCUCCUCCUCGCCGUCGCCGCGCCCGCCGCCGCCCGCCUCCUCCACGCGCCCCCGCGGCCCUACGACGGGCAGGUCCAGGUCUCCCUCACCCUCGCCGCGUCGCUCGCCUACGUCUCCCUCCGCGCGGUCCUCCGCCGCUCGGGGGGCCUGCGCCGCCUGCUCUACCUCGACAGCCUCCGCCGCGACUCCGAGGACGUGCAGGCGGGCUACGCCGCGCAGCUCGCGCGGUCCUUCCGCGUCCUCGCCUGCUUCGUGCUCCCCUGCGCGCUCGCCGAGGCCGCGUACAAGGCCUGCUGGUACUGGUACUACGCCGCCGCGGGGCUGCCCGCGCUCGGCUCCCCGUGGUGGGCCGCCGCCGCCUGCGCGCUCGAGGUCGCCUCCUGGGUCUACCGCGUCGCGCUCUUCUUCAUGGUCUGCGUCCUCUUCCGGGUCAUCUGCUACCUGCAGAUCCUGCGGAUGGUCGGCUUCGCGCGCGAGUUCGGGAGGUUCGCCGACGUCGCCACCGUGCUGCAGCACCACCGCCGGAUCAGGGAGCAGCUCAGGAAGAUCAGCCACCGGUACCGCAAGUUCAUAGUCUUCAGCCUCAUCCUCGUCUCCGCCAGCCAGUUCGCCGCGCUGCUCUCCACCACCAGGCCGCACGCCGUCGUCAAUCUCGCCACCGCCGGCGAUCUCGCGCUGUGCUCGCUGAGCCUGGUGGCGGGCCUGCUGGUGUGCCUGCACAGCGCGGCGAAGAUCACGCACAAGACGCAGGCGAUGACGAGCGUGGCGGCGGCGUGGCACGCGGACGCCACGGUGCACGCCUUCGACAACGACCAGGAGGACCCGGACCCGGACCUGCCCCCCACCGCGGGCUACCUGGCGCCCGCCAACGCCUACCGCGUGGCCGCCGGCGACGAGUCCGGCAGCGACGACGACGACAGCCACAGCGAGACCUCCUCCCUCGACGACCCCAAGUACGUCCCGUUCCAGGCCAACAUCUGCUUCCAGAAGCGGCAGGCGCUCGUGACGUACCUGGAGAACAACCGGGCUGGGAUCACGGUGUACGGGUUCGUGGUGGACCGGGCGUGGCUGCACGCGCUCUUCAUGAUCGAGUUCUCGCUCGUCAUGUGGCUGCUCGGCAAGACCGUGGGAAUAUCAUGAAGCGUUUCCAGCUCCCCUUUCGCUGCCGUGCCGAUCUCUGAUGCAGGGCUUCACUACGCUUACCUCGGACCGGCGUGUACAAAUUGAGUGCAGAUAGUGCAGUGCUUUGAGCAUAGCCGUUUUGAUCGAUGAGUGUAUUUACCUUUCUUUCGAUUUCUGAUGGUUGUGUAGAUUCAUAUGGUGACGACAAUAAUGAGAUGUUAGCUGUCCAGGUUGGGUGUUUUUCUUU
This is a messenger RNA of Panicum hallii, 1676 nucleotides long. RefSeq lists its product as uncharacterized. The transcript is spliced from 3 exons. NCBI's taxonomy places the organism in Eukaryota, Viridiplantae, Streptophyta, Magnoliopsida, Poales, Poaceae. The record is from RefSeq and is a predicted model, not a curated record. Bases 113 to 1447 code for a protein of 444 amino acids.